This is a messenger RNA of Choloepus didactylus (southern two-toed sloth), 6812 nucleotides long. RefSeq names its product sperm antigen with calponin homology and coiled-coil domains 1 (gene SPECC1). Gene Ontology annotation, cellular component: filamentous actin; microtubule organizing center. Gene Ontology annotation, biological process: actin cytoskeleton organization. Gene Ontology annotation, molecular function: protein binding. The transcript has 14 exons. The record is from RefSeq and is a predicted model, not a curated record. Bases 592 to 3627 code for a protein of 1011 amino acids. Lineage: Eukaryota; Metazoa; Chordata; Mammalia; Pilosa; Megalonychidae.
UUAGUCAGAGAAAGCCGUAGGAAGAAACCAAGGACAUCGCCAUGUGGCGGGAGGCAGAGCUGCAAGCCAAGGAACCCCAAGGAUGGCAGCCAGCCAGCACCAGAUGCCACCAACCCUGGCAGAAAGCAUCGUCUCACCAACAUCUUGAUUUUUGACAUCUGGCCUCCCAAACUGUGAGACAAUAGAUUCUUGUUGCUUAUGCCAAUGCGUUGUGUGGCAUUUGCCAUUGCAGCCCUGGCCGACUAAGACACCCUCUUAUCCUGCUUGGUUUUCCUUCUUGGCACGUAUUGCCAUCACACGCACCUGCUUGUUUAGUGUCUAUCUCCCCUUGACUAGAUUGUAAGCUCCAGGAGGCCAGGGACUGGUUGUUUUUUCCUUAACUCUGACCCUAGUGCUUUGAAAAGCAUCUGCUGCAUGGUAGGCACUCAGUUUUUAUUGAAUGUCACCCUAGGAGUGGCAGUGUGAUCCCAGAGAUGUGGUCUUGGAGUUGGUUAAACCAGGCCUGGGUUAGAAUCCUGACUCCGCCACUUUCCAGCCGUGACGCCUGUCAACUUACAUAGCAUCCUGAGCUUUUGUUUCCUCGUGUUUGAGAUGAAGCUCAAGAGGGCCAGUAGCGAGGACAUGCUCAACAAACCCGGAAGCGCCACCCCUUCAGGGGUAGCACGACUGAAAAAGACUGUGACGGCCGGGGCCAUCUCUGAGCUCGCCGAGAGCCGCGCCAGGAGCAGCCCAGGGGCUGUUACCACGGCCAAACGGACAGGCAUUCCAGCUCCUCGGGAACUUUCGGUAACUGUCUCAAGAGAAAAAUCUGUGCCACGUGGCCCCUCCAACCCAAGGAAGUCCGUGUCUAGCCCCACGUCUUCAAGCACAGCCACCCCCACAAAGCACCUGCGGACCACAGCCACAAGACCCAAGCAAGAGCAAGACGGUGCGGAAAAAGCCGUACUCGAGUCUCAGGUCCGGGAACUUUUGGCAGAAGCCAAAGCAAAAGACAGUGAAAUCGACAGGCUUCGAAGUGAGCUGAAGAAAUGCAAAGAGAGACAAGCCCUGAAUGCCGAAGGAACCACUGCCCUGGACCCAAACAUAGACGGAGUGCCAGGCUCACCGGGUGACACUGAGCCUUUGGUAAGAGCUCUUGAGGAAAAGAACAAGACUUUCCAGAAAAAGCUUGCUGAUCUAGAGGAAGAAAACCAGGCCUUGAAGGAGAAACUGACUUACCUUGACUAUUCUCCGAAUUCAGAAGGAGCAGCAGGCCACACUGAUGACAGCAGCUGCCCGACACCUACAACUCAAGAGUCAAGCUCUGGAAGCACAGCUGGGAACCAGUCGUCAAGCGAGAUAGAUGAGUAUAAAAACACCCACGAGAACGCGUUACGGACUUCGGGUUCCUCAAGCAGUGAUGUCACCAAAGCCUCCUUGUCACCGGAUGCCUCCGAUUUUGAGCACAUUACGGCAGACACCCCCUCCCGGCCCCUGUCCUCCCACAGCAACCCCUUUAAGAGCUCCGGGGGCUCUACUGUCGGGAGUUCCCCCAACAACAUUAGCGAGUUGUCUCUGGCUUCCCUUACCGAGAAGAUACAGAAGAUGGAAGAAAAUCACCAUAGCACAGCAGAAGAACUCCAGGCGACGUUACAGGAGUUAUCAGAUCAGCAGCAGAUGGUGCAGGAAUUGACGGCUGAAAAUGAGAAACUGGCGGAUGAGAAGACCAUCUUGGAGACAUCCUUUCAUCAGCAUCGAGAGAGAGCAGAGCAGCUAAAUCAAGAAAAUGAGAAGUUGAUAAACCUCUUACAAGAACGAGUCAAGAAAGAAGAGCCCAGCGCCCAAGAAGGAAAAAUCCUUGAGCUGGAGCAGAAGUGUGCAGACAUUCUUGAGCAGGGCCGCUUCGAAAGGGAGAAGCUGCUCAACAUUCAGCAGCAGCUGACCUGUAGCUUACGGAAGGUGGAGGAAGAAAACCAAGGCGCUCUAGAGAGGAUUAAACAUCUCAAGGAAGAAAACGAAAAACUGAGUGGGCUUCUAGAACGGGAACGGCACAAUAAUAGCUUGAUGGCCAAAACUCUGGAAGAGUGUCGAGUUACCAUGGAAGGACUGAAGUUGGAAAAUGGGUCUUUGAAGGCCCAGUCGGAAAGUGAGAAGCAAAACGUGGUAGAGACCAGUUCCGUGGGGCCAAUGACUGAGAGCCGCGAGGUUCAAGAAAUGUUGAAAGUAGUUCGAGCCGAGAAAGAUCAACUGGAACUGACGUGCAAUGAGCUCAGACAGGAGGUACUGAAGGCAAAUGGUGAAACGAAACACGUUUCAAGCCUGCUGGCCAAGGUGGAGAAGGACUAUUCUUACCUGAAGGAGAUUUGUGAUCGUCAAGCAGAACAGCUGAGCAGAACCAGCUUAAAACUGCAGGAGAAGGCGUCCGAGAGCGACGCCGAGAUAAAAGACAUGAAGGAGACCAUAUUCGAGUUGGAAGAUCAGGUAGAACAGCAUCGAGCCGUCAAAUUACACAAUAACCAGCUCAUCAGUGAGCUAGAAAGGAACGUGGUGCAGCUGGAGGAGCAGAAGUCAGACCUGGAAAGGCAGCUGAAGGCCUUGACCAAGCAGAUAAAGGAGGACACCGAGGAGUGGCGGCGGUUCCAGGCUGACCUGCAGACCGCGGUGGUGGUGGCUAACGACAUCAAGUGCGAGGCCCAGCAGGAGCUGCGCACGGUGAGGAGGAGGCUGCUGGAGGAGGAGGAGAAGAGCGCCCGGCUGCAGAAGGAGCUGGGGGACAUGCAGGGCCACGACAGACCGGGGAGUGACGAGCCGGAGGCCCCCGUGGCGGCUGCCCCUGGCCGGUGGCAUGGCGUCUAUGUCAGCAGAGUGCCGCCCGCACCCCCGGAGCCCGCGGCCACGGUGAAGUCCCUCAUCAAGUCGUUUGAUGUGGGGCACCCAGGUGGAACUGGACAGAAUAUUUCUGUCCAUAAGACCCCCAGGAGCCCCCUAAGUGCCAUACCUGUGAGAACCACGCCCGCCGCAGCCGUGUCUCCAAUGCAGAGGCACUCCACUGGGGGCAGCCUCCGGCCGGCCGGCAAAGCCGUGGCGCCACGACUGGACCUCCCGGACCUGCCACUCUCAGAUCUUCUCAAGGGAAGAGCCGAGGGCCUGAAGCCAGACCCUUACCUCCGUAAGAGCCCCUCACUUGAGUCGCUGGGCAGACCCCCUUCGCUGGGCUUCGGGAGCACGAGGCUACUGAGCAAUUCCACCGGGGGCCUGAAACCACUGAGCAAACUCAGCGUGGAAAGGAGAGACCCGCUGGCAGCCUUGGCCCGGGAGUACGGCGGUUCCAAGCGCAACGCUCUGCUGAAGUGGUGCCAGAAGAAGACCGAGGGCUACGCGAAUAUCGACAUCACCAACUUCAGCAGCAGUUGGAGCGACGGCCUGGCGCUCUGUGCCCUGCUCCACACCUACCUCCCUGCUCACAUCCCGUACCAGGAGCUCAGCGGCCAGGAGAAAAAAAGAAAUCUCUUGUUGGCAUUUGAAGCAGCUGAAAGUGUAGGCAUCAAACCCAGCCUGGAGCUCAGCGAGCUGCUCUACUCGGACCGGCCCGACUGGCAGAGCGUGAUGCAGUACGUGGCCCAGAUCUACAAGUACUUCGAGACGUAGCGGACGAGCCGCCGCCGGGAGGUCGAGGCCCCUCGGGGACGCAGCGGCCGUGCGCCCGGGCUGGGGCGGCCCGCGGGGUUCUGCGCUCCCCUGGGGCGUUUCUGGAGCGCGGCCCCCGGGACCCGGGUGCGCCCCCAGGCGUGGCGGGACUCGGUGCCACCAGCAGCGCUUCCAAAGCAGUACAUUCCCCCCCACCCCCCAAAAAAAUACCCAGCUUUGGCCUUCAUAAAAGCUUUGCUCUUGCCUUUCCACCACCCCCACACCCCCCAAAACCCACAAAACAUGAGAACAGGGAAGCAUUUGCUCUUGAGCAGCCUAGAAACACGGAGCAAGGGGCCGCACCCCCGCUCUGGGGGGGUAUCCCCAAGUCCUGGGUAGCAAUUUCAACACCUAGAACUUGGUUUAUUUUUUUCUUUUUUUUUCGUUUUUCUUUUUGUUUUUUUUUGUUUGUUUGUUUGUUUGUUUUUGGCUCUCACAGCCACUUAAGAGGGAGGUUAUUUGGACAAAAAGGAAAAUACGCCUGAAUGCAAAUGAGCCCCUGGGUGCUGGGUCCGGCUGCCCCUGGAGGGCCCUUGGCGGCCGUGUCCUGCCCACAGGUGAGGCUCCCGCAGCCGGAGAACCCCGCGCUGGGCCGCCAACUCCUGCUGCCCUUCCUCUCACACUCCCAGGGGUCUGUCGGACUCGCCGGACCUGGCAGAGUCACUCGUGUGUGUCUGUCUGUCCAUCCCGCAGAGCAGUUAGGCACUUGCUCAGCUGAACCAGGUGAGGGUGUGCAUUUCUCAGGAUCCUGGGCCGGUAGCAAACCUGGAACCACUUCACCUCCAGCCUGGCAGAGUUUGAAGCCCUUCCCAGGCUUUCUCCAUUUCCACGGCAAAAGGAAGCCCCCAGGAGAGUCCGGUGACGGCCCCAUUUAUAGUUAAGCACAUUUAUAAUUGAGAAUGUGUGGUUUUCUUCUGACAUUCCGCCCCAGCACCCCGGCUACCAGGCUCCUGGGGGAUGCUCAGGAGCAGCGGGCGGCCCUCCGGGGUUCCCGUAGCAAGUGGGGCACCGCGUGAAGGCCAGACGGCUCUCUGGGGGCACCCGUCUCGGAAGAACGACCGUCCCUGCCCCAAGUCCCUGGGAGUCACAGUCUGCCCUUACCUGCCGCCUGGUAAAGCAACUCUGUGACUGCCGACCUGAGCCAAGGGGUCCCAGAGACGCUGCCGGGAGAGGAAGGGGCCUGCUGGGGCCUGCCUCCCACACCCCAUCAGGACUUCGGGGAGCUUUGUGCAAACGCUCCCUCCAGCCUCCCCGGUGGCCCAUGUCCACUCUGCGGGGCUAGGGCCGUGUCCUGUACUUGGGGAAGCCCCCCGGGGCCUCGAUGCCCAGCAGCGGCUGUGAUGGCUGACGACGUAACAGGGCCCUGGGUCUGGAAAUGGCAGCUCCAGGCCCAGACUGGACAAACUGAACCUGCUUCUUCCCGGGGGGUAGAUCCAGAGGAAGGUGACUCGGGGCCUUGCUCUCUGCAGCUGUCUUUGGUCCACCCAUCCCACCUGCUGCCGUUUCCCCUGGGUCCUCCCUGCUCACCCUCUCCUACACCGGUGGGCUGCAGUCUAGGGGGACAGUGAGACCUUGUGGGGGAGGCAGCUGAGUUCCUGGGAGGUCUGGAGGGGUGUCCCUGCCACGAACGGGCCCCCCAGGGCCAUCUUGAGGGAUUACGUGUAAAUGGUGCAGAACAUGCUCUGGGCAGCUGUCUCCAGGCCGAGGUUUGCAGCGGCCCUUCUCCUUCCCCAACAACUUGUGGGUCCUUCCCUGUCUGUCUGGGUCCUGAUCCCUCUCGGUUGACGCAGAAGGAAAGAAGUGUUCUAGGAAGGAAAGGCCACGUGCCAUGUUUUUGUUUUCUUUUCUUUGUAACUCACAUUCAACUGCCGUCUUCUUUGCCAGUGGGCCUGCUUGUGAGAGAGGAAGAGCCAGCCCUGGUCCCAGGAUCAGAACUGGGGGCGACCGGUGCCAGUCGGGGUGCGGGACAGGCAGCGGGGAGCAGACCUGGAAAGUCCAGCCUUUUGUUGGUCCCCCUGCUCCAGACCAGGGCUGCACCACCCUGAGUGGGGUUUCUAAUUGGAUUUCAGUGCUCAGAGCACAAGGUGAUUGUGAAAAUUUGACGAACUGAUAAAACAAGAUAGCCUCUGGUAUUUUCUUUCAUUUCUACUCAGCAAAUUGUAUCGUUCUCCGUUUUCUGUCCUGAGGCUGUCAGACGCUGCGAUAUCUGUUUCCUCCCAGCUUCCUUUGGCCAACACUUACUCAUUAUUACUUGGGUGUUCUGCUGAUCCUUUAAAAACACACACACACACACACACACACACACACACACACACACCCAGUUUUUCCGUAACAGCUGCAAAAUGCAAGAUCCAGAAGAGUGGAGGAGUUUUUUUAAGAUGUUAAGAGAAGUCCACGGCUCUUGGCCUUGUGCGUUGUGUUGCAGACUUGGAUUUUAGUGACUGACAAUAGCCUGGUGGCCCCUGGCCCUCUGGGAUAACUUGCUGAAGAACUGAGCAAGUUGACACUUUCCUCCCCCUGGUUCUUCUCAUUUCAAAACAGUGGUAGUCUUUAUUGUCACUCUUCGUUCCAUUGGUGUUUUAUAGCUUUUGUAGAGGCCACCCAGAGUAGAUGCUGUACGCGUUAGACAACGCGUACUUCCCAACGUCAUCCACCCAGCCAUGACGGACGUUUCUAGUGUCUCUGCCCAGCCCCAGAGGCACUGGGGGGUUUCCCUCGGUGAGCCCCGGUGCCCACCCCACAGAGGGAGGGCAGACAGCUCACUGUGUGGACGCCAAGGCCCAGCUGGUUCAACACAAAUCCAUUGGCCAAAGCCAUCCCAAAGCCCGAGUGCCAUUUUGAGAUGAACUGCUGGUGAUGCACAGUCUGGGAUGUAGCCCAGCAACCUUUCAUAAGAGUAUUUUUAAUAUCCAUAAUUUACUUCCCUGACCCAGGUUAGUUUGGCUAAAUCGAUAACGUCCCGAGUAGCUCACUAAUUUUAACUAGUUUUGUUGGAUGCAGUGGAUCCGUGCCCGGCCUCGCGUGUGUCAGGAGCACACGGGAGUGUACCCUUCCCCUGGAUGGAUGUAACUGUUGACACGAAGGUGGACAAUGUGUGUCUGGGACAACUUUCUAAUAAAUGUAUUUUGUUUCUGUCUGAUUAUGAA